GCAGUUGUCAUCAGUUUCAUUUGAAAGCAAAUCAAAACAACCCAAUCCUCCAAGAUGUUCAAGUUCUUCGCCGUCGCCCUCUUCGCCCUGAUUGCCUGCGUGGCUGGCAAGCCCGGAAUCGUGGCUCCUUUGGCCUAUUCCGCUCCUCUGGUGGCUGCUGCUCCGGCGGCUGCUGUCUACAGCCGGGAAUACCACGGAAACUUCGCGGCUCCCUACGUGGCAUCUCCCUAUGUGGCUUCUCCUUACGUGGCAUCUCCCUACGUGGCAUCUCCCUAUGUGGCAUCUCCCUAUGUGGCAUCUCCCUACGUCGCUGCUUCCUACAGCGCUCCCCUUCUGCUGAAGAAGUAGGAUGGACCACCACGGCAUUACUUGACCUGAUAGUAUAUCACCAUCGAAACAGAAAAUAAUAAAACAGUU
Drosophila suzukii is the source of this 417-nucleotide messenger RNA. RefSeq lists its product as uncharacterized. NCBI's taxonomy places the organism in Eukaryota, Metazoa, Arthropoda, Insecta, Diptera, Drosophilidae. The record is from RefSeq and is a predicted model, not a curated record.